Coprinopsis cinerea okayama7#130 is the source of this 1634-nucleotide messenger RNA. Its product is annotated as vacuolar amino acid transporter 5. Gene Ontology annotation, biological process: amino acid transmembrane transport. Gene Ontology annotation, molecular function: L-lysine transmembrane transporter activity; L-serine transmembrane transporter activity; L-arginine transmembrane transporter activity. The coding region runs from base 186 to 1634 and encodes 482 amino acids. The transcript has 10 exons. NCBI's taxonomy places the organism in Eukaryota, Fungi, Basidiomycota, Agaricomycetes, Agaricales, Psathyrellaceae. Gene Ontology annotation, cellular component: fungal-type vacuole membrane. The record is from RefSeq and is a predicted model, not a curated record.
CGAGGAAGAAGAACUACCGAUACUCCUUCCUUGGUUCCCAACCAUCACCCAGUGCCGCCAGAGGUUCAACAGCAAAUUCGAGACAGCCGCAGGUUCAACGAAGGUCAGCAUACAAUAACUCAACACCUCGAACACCCAGUACAUCGUUUGGAUCUAGAGAAGGCGAACAGGACGAGGCCUACGAGAUGGUUGCCACGUACGGGGUUGCUCCUCCGGACAAUUCUGGGGAUCCGAGUUUCAGGGAAGGGCAUGACGAGUCGAGGGCUUUGUUAGGUGGCGACGGUAGUGCCUCGGGCUCGAGAGCAGUGAAGGAGAAGAAGGAUGGGCACGCGACCUUGACGAGUUGCAUAGGCAAUUUGGCGAACACGAUCAUUGGAAGUGGCAUGCUCACGUUUCCUCUGGCAAUGGCAUCCGCUGGUAUCAUCCCAGGAAUGAUCACCUGCGCAAUCUCUGGCCUCGUAGCUGCGUUCGGACUGUACCUGCUGUCCCUAUGCGCAACACAUACGAAGCACCGUCAUUCAUCCUUCCAUGCGGUAUCCCAGUUGACCUUCCCAAAGGCUGCUGUCUUCUUUGACGCCGCCAUUGCCAUUAAGUGCUUUGGUGUCUCGAUCAGUUAUCUUAUUAUCAUCAAGGGCCUCAUGCCCAAUGUCGUCGCUUCGCUGUUCCAUGAUUUGACCGGUCCAGACACCAAUCCGCCUGACUGGGCCCUCGACGGCAGGAAUUGGAUUACCAUUUUCAUGAUAUUCCUCAUUCCUCUGUCCUUCUUGCGUCAUCUGGAUAGCUUGCGACACACCAGUUACAUCGCCCUAUUCUCUGUUGCCUACCUUGUGGUCAUCGUCGUCAAGUGCUAUUUUUUCCCCUUGGAAGGAAUGCCUGAGAGAGGAGAAGUACACCUGAUCAAGUUUACUCCAAACUUCGUGGCCACGUUCCCGAUCCAAGUGUUUGCGUUCACUUGUGCUCAGAAUCUGUUCCCGUUGUACAACGAGGUCAAGGACAAUUCGCAGAAGCGCAUGAACAUUAUUAUUGGCGGGUCCAUCGGUGCUGCUGUCCUAACCUAUGAAGUGGUCGCAGUCAUCGGGUAUUUAACCUUCGGCUCAACGGUCGGAGCCAACAUCAUCGCGAUGUACCCCUCAACGUCUCUGUUUGUCGCCCUGGGUCAAUUGGCCAUCGUGGUGAUGGUUAUGUUCUCCUACCCCCUCCAAGUACAUCCUUGCAGGAAUUGUCUGGACAAGAUUUUGCAUCCGGAUACCCACCACAAGCCCAAGACAGCGGUCGGAGAGGGAGAAGAUGAUGUUGAAGAUGACGACGACGACCAUGCACAUGCUACUAUGUCACCCCUCAAGCACACAAUCCUUAGCAGCCUUAUCAUCGGCUUUGGUUUCACAAUUGCCUAUCUUGUAGAUGAUCUUCAACUCGUUCUUUCUUUUGUUGGUUCUACUGGUUCCACGACUAUCUCGUUCAUUUUGCCUGGUUUGUUUUACUGGAAGCUUACGAGGAAUAAUCCGUCUUUGAGGACGACUAAUUGGCUUUCGAUUCUUUUGACAAUCUAUGGAGUCUGUAUAUUUGUUUUCUGUCUGGGAUACAACAUCUACCAGGUGAUUCAUCCUCCGAUACUGGAGGGAAACCCUGAGUGA